GACACCCAUGGAGACGGCUAGGACCGAGAUCCGCUCUCGGAUUUGAAAACAAGGAUAAAAUAACAAGAAAGAGGGGGAUAUCUUUAUUGUUUUUGGGUGCAUAAAACAUAAAAUGCCUCCGACUCUCUUCCAGAAACUUUUCAACAAGAGGAACUCGUUUCCGUCUCCUCCGCCGCGGAGCAGCAGAGAGGACCCCGCGUUCAGCUGGCCGAUCCCCCAGCUGGAGCCCAGUCAGAUCCGGCUGAUCGUCUACCAGGACUGUGAGAGGCGCGGGAGAAAUGUCCUCUUCGACUCCAAUGCCAAAAAGAGGGGCACGGAGGAAACCCCCAUCACCAGCACUGAGGGCCAGGCGAAGAUGUUCGGGAAAUGCUGCCAGCUCCGUCCUACCGGAGGCAGCAGCAGCUCCCUGGACAGCUCCUCCUCCUGCACCUCGGAAACAAAGGAAACUAAGGAGCAGGGCAUCCGCUUCCAGGGUUCCAGGUGUUCGUCCGAUGUGGUGAUGUUGGGGGAAAUGAUGUUUGGCUCCGUGGCUAUGAGCUACAAAGGAUCAACGCUAAAAAUCCACCAGAUCAGAUCGCCACCUCAGCUGAUGCUGAGUAAGGUCUUCACCGCCAGGACGGGAGGCAGCGUGUACGGCAGCCUCAACACGUUACAGGACAGUCUGGAGUUCAUCGGACAGGACGGCAACACCUUAAGGCCCGAUCAAAACACGGGGCCCAACAGUCUCCUGGGGAACAUAGGAUUUUCUCAGCUCUGCAGCCCGCGACGGGCCUUCUCUGAACAGGGCCCUCUGCGCCUCAUCAAGAGCGCAUCUUUCUUUUCAGGCCACAGUCACCCCAUGGACAUGCCUGGCCGAGGGCUCCACGACGAGAGGGACAGCGGCAUCGCCAGAUCAGCGUCCCUGAGCAGCCUGUUGAUCACUCCCUUCCCGUCUCCCGGCUCCUCGCUGACCAGCAGCUGUGCGUCCAGCUACCAGCGCCGAUGGCUCCGCAGCCAAACCACCAGUCUGGAGAACGGCGUCUUCCCCCGAUGGUCGGUGGAGGAGAGCUUCAACAUGUCCGACGACAGCGCCGGACCGAGCCUCGGCGUGGCCCGGAAGAAGAAGAUCGCCAUCGGAGUCAUCUUCAUGCUGUCCCCCAACGCCGAGGAGAACAGCCGCUUCCAGGAUUUCUUCUUCUCCCACUUCCCGCUCUUUGAAAGCCACAUGAACAAACUGAAGAGCGCUAUCGAACAGGCCAUGAAGAUGAGUCGGCGGUCAGCUGAUGCCAGCCAGAGGGCCUUGGCCUACAGCCGCAUGGUGGACGGACUAAACGAGUUCAGGAUGACCAUCUGCGACCUCUACACCAUGCCCCGGGUCACCGAGCCCGUCUGGCUGACGAUGAUGUCGGUGUCGGAGAAGAACCAGCUCUGCGGUCACUUCAUGAGGGAGCUCUCCCUGCUGAUGGAGCAGGCCUCCAAGAACCAAUUCCUCCCCGCGUUAUUGACGGCCAUCCUGACCAAUCACCUGGCCUGGGUGCCCACCGUCAUGCCCAACGGACAGCCUCCGAUCAAGAUCUUCCUCGAGAAACACUCCUCAAAAAGCGUCGACUUGCUGGCAAAGACGCACCCCUACAACCCUCUGUGGGCACAGCUAGGAGACCUGUACGGGUCCAUCGGGUCGCCGGUGCGGCUGUCCAGGACGGUGGUUGUCGGCCGCAGACAGGAGCUGGUCCAGAGGCUCCUCUACGUCCUCACCUACUUCAUCCGCUGCUCCGAGCUGCUGGAGACCCACAUGCUGGACAGCGCCGAGGACGAGGCCAUCGUCAUGCCGGGCUCCCUCAUCACCACCUCCCUGAGGAAAGGAGAGGUGGAGGAGUCGGACUACGUCCUGGUCACCGUCCACAAACCCAGCGGGGACUACCUGUCCCACCACGGGGCCCACGGCCGGCAGACGGAGGCGGAGGACAGCAGCUACCCUUCAGACAACAGCCUCCAGAGCAGCACCUACACGGACACGGAGGUGGAGUGCGGCGCCGGGGACACGCCGAAGGAGGAAGAUGAGGACGAGGAGGAGGAGGAGGAGGAGGAGGAGGAGGACAGCAGUGAGAGUCAGGGGUCCAGGAGCAGUGUGCUUCAGACGGGGCUCAGUCAGACUAACGACCCCGUUAUCAGGACCGCAGAGGCAGCUGAACCCGAGGAGACACGCCGGGUGUCCAGCAGCCCGCUGGCCCAGGAGGCCCGGCUGGAGACGGUGCUGCGCGUUGGCUCGGCGUCCCCCAGGGAGCAGGUCUCCAUGCUGGAUGCAGAGACCAAGGGAGACCUGAAACUCAUCGUCCCAUCUGUACCCACAACCCUCUCCUCAAGUCCAUCCCAAACUCCCGUCACCACAGAGGGGACAAGCUCUGAGACGGAUGGCGGCACGGGGGACCAGCCCACCACGGUUCUGGCUCCACGGACCUUAGGGAUCCCUCUCGAGAAGAAACCCCCCGAUAAGAACCCAGCUGCUGCGAUACCGGUGCCAUCGACACCCGUGAACGCCGUGACGGGGCCCAUGGCGUUGACUCUAACGGAGGAGGAGGGGCCGGCAACAAAAGUCACCUUCCUCAUCGGCGACUCCAUGUCUCCGGAGUCGGACACAGAGAGCCGCAGACGGAAGGUGGAGGACGAUUUCAGAGAGUUCAAGAAACGGCAGCUGCAGCUUCAUCAUCACCAUCACCAUCAUCAUCAUCAUCAGCAGCAACCGCAGAGGGGAGGGGAUUCAACGACCAGCAACACGGGCUCAUCGGAGGACCAAACCACACAGACCAAGGCGGCCCCGGCGCUGCAGCGGGUUUCCAGAAUGAUCAGUGUGGACCACUUUGACGAGUACUUCAGCCCGGAGAACCCGGUGGAGACUCGGACUAUAGACGAUGUGGUCAAACGGCAGGAGGCCAGAACCACGGACGGUGCGCACAAAGGCUCGCCGGACCCCUCAGGAGUCCUCCGGCCCGGUGGCUUGGGGGGUCACGGCUUCCAGGGUGCAGGGAGGGGUCAGGGUCAGGGUCUCUGUUUAGGUUCAGGUAGCGGAGACUCAGGGUCCGGCAGGAAGGGGGACGCUUUGUUGGACGUCCAGAGGAGGUGCAGGUGUGGAUCCACGGAUUCCUCUGACGCCUGCUGCUGCAGGAGCUGGACCGCCGAGCAGGACAAGGGUCUCCUGUCGUCGGUUCCAGUCCCGCCGGACGGCAAAGAGGACCAAAAACAAAAGGCGGUGCCGGUGAACGACUGGGAGAUACCGCGCAACGAGAGCUCGGACAGCGCGCUGGGGGACAGCGAGAGCGAGGACACCGAGGACUGGCAGGAGGAGGUGAUGGUGCCAUUCCCCGGGUCCAAGCUGGUGGAGAACUUCUCGAAGCCGAGCAUUGCCAAUUUCGGCCGCUCUCUGUUCGGAGGCUACUGCCCCACCUACGUGCCAGACUUUGUACUGCAUGGGUUGCCUAGCGAAGAGAAGCUGCGGCAGUGCCUCAUGGCCGAAUUAACCCAUGCUGUUCAGCACCCAGUGUUGGAUGAGCCCAUAGCGGAGGCCGUCUGCAUUAUAGCAGACACGGAUAAGUGGACGGUGCAGGUGGCGAGCAGCCAGAGACGAGCCACGGACGUCAACAAGCUGGGGAAGGAGGUCCUGGUGUCCAGUCUGGUAUCCAGCCUACUGCAGUCCACUCACCAGCUCUACAAACUCAACCUCUCACCCAACUUUUGUAUAAUGCACCUUGAGGACCGCCUGCAGGAAAUCUACUUCAAGAGUAAGAUGCUUGCUGAGUAUUUGAAGGGCCAGACGAGAGUCCACGUGAAGGAACUGGGCAUGGUCUUAGGAAUCGAGUCCAGCGACCUCCCCCUGUUGGCGGCCGUGGCGAGCACUCACUCCCCCUACGUGGCCCAGAUCCUGCUAUGAGACCGUAGCGGCUCUGAGCUGCCUAAAGGGGGCCCCCGUCAGACCUGGGAGCUGCCACUCCGGCCCCCCAUCACCCCAGACAAACCGGGCCGUCCGUGCUCCCCAGCUGACCCAAGUGGGAUCUUUACAUCCGUGGGCCUGAUCCUCAUCGUGGUGCAGUACAUAUGUUUCACCACUAGGGGUCACCAGAGAGCUGCAGACCUGAAUGACCUCCUCCAGCUGUUUGAAUGUUUAAAGCAGAAACUCUUUUUGUAUUUUUUGGACACAAAAGCCAAAGACUUUAUACAAUUUUUCUUCCAGUUGAGAAUGAAACUUUGACAGGAUAAUAACUAUGGAUUUAGUUUCUUUUACUUCUUUUUUUCUCCUCUAUGUACAAUCUUAACGGACGGACUACAAGUUUAAAGGAAACAGAGGGACAUUUUUUUUAUUACUUUUGAAGUAAAUAUCAUUGAGAACAGUAUCAAUCUCAUGCCAAUUAUGUUAUUUCACUUGUUUUCAUGUGUUUGUUUACAAGCCAAAUUCACCCUGAGAUUUCACCAUGAUACAUCUUUAUUUUUUCUGGUUUCAAACGGCAGCGCACACCACGAUUCUUUUUUUUUUUUUUUGGGAUCCACAAACUUAUUUAAAAAUUUUUUUUUUAAAUGGCUAUAAAGUGGCUUUGACAUUCUUCUCACCGGUACAGCUCUACCUCAGAUCUUCAGAUGGGCCGUGGACGACACAUUUACAGCGAGCCCCGUAGAAAACCCUGAGGUAAACUUUUUUUAAACUUUUUGAAUCAGAGGAAUGUCAACAACGUGAGGACUCCACGCCGUGUUCUUUGGACAAAAUAAAAAGAUGAUUGAUACACAAAAACA
Molecule: messenger RNA, 4758 nt
Organism: Anoplopoma fimbria (sablefish)
Lineage: Eukaryota; Metazoa; Chordata; Actinopteri; Perciformes; Anoplopomatidae
Gene: fnip1
Product: folliculin interacting protein 1
Cellular component (GO): cytoplasm
Molecular function (GO): protein-folding chaperone binding; ATPase inhibitor activity
Source: RefSeq, a predicted model, not a curated record